Molecule: messenger RNA, 1149 nt
Organism: Anopheles marshallii
Lineage: Eukaryota; Metazoa; Arthropoda; Insecta; Diptera; Culicidae
Product: EGFR adapter protein-like
Exons: 3
Coding region: 1-1149 (382 amino acids)
Source: RefSeq, a predicted model, not a curated record
AUGUUGCGCUUCGGAGGACUCAAGUACAAGAAAUUGAAUAACGCCGGGUACGCGGGCGAAGAGCAGGAGACGCCGCCGUGCGGCCCCACCGAGGGAAAUGGAAAGCUGGAAAAAUCAGUACAUUCCACACCGACGGCGACCACACCAUCGAAGCAGCAGCAACGGCUGCACAAUCAGCUGAAUGGAACCGCAAUGAAAAAUGUCAACACAUCUUCCUCAGAGCAGAAACGGCACCGUAACAACUUCAUGCUCAUAGUUGGCGGUCUGUCAGGGAAAUCACAUCCCGAACCCGACUCGCCCAAAUCGCCUUCCCAUGCUGCCGUCCAACCGUCGUCGCCUUCCUCCAACUUUAAGCUGCUCAGUGGAAAAUUCGCCAUCGACAGCAAGCGAAAGAUCAACUGUAAAACGAGGAUCUACAAGUGCAUCAAGCGUAUCCUGAAGCGGAACUCUUUCCAUGCCGGCACACCGAAGGAGCACCAACCUAGAGGACAACGGACGCCUGCCGCUCUUCGGUCACCGAAUGCCGCUGACUAUCGGGAGAUCAAGUCGCUUCUGGAGAAGCAGCACCGUGAUCUCGAGUACGACGUCAACCUGGCAAAAUGUGUCGAAAAACCUGCCUUUAUCAAGAAGAUCGCGAUCAAUAUGCUACAAAGUGCCGUUUCGGACGAGAAAGAGGAUAGCACAUUGGUGCUGCAUCGUGAACAAACAGCAUCCGUCACCGGAACGAUACAGAGUGACCUCGAGCGGGACCGCGAGUAUCAGCGAUUGCUGGACGAAUGUUGGUACCACGAAAACCUGCCCCGCAGUCUUUCCCUCCAGCUGCUGAUGGAUAAAGUCCCCGGCUGCUUCCUGGUGCGUAAAAGCACCACCCAACCCGACUGUUACGCACUGUCGUUGCGUGUGCCUCCUGGAUCAGGACCACGCAUCGCACACUACCUCAUCGUCCGGACGGCCACCGAUGGGUACAAGAUCAAAGGUUUCCAGAAGGAGUUCAGCUCGCUCCGUGCCCUGAUUGUGCAUCAUUCAGUGAUGCCGGAAGCGCUGCCAGUACCGCUCGCCGUGCCACGUCCCGUGAAUUUGGUGGUCAAGACCAAGUUCGAGGAUGAUUAUGAGACCGUAUUCGAUCUAGCCAAAGCGGUACAGCCCUAG